AGCUAAAUAUGCCUAAACUGAUCGAUAAAAAUAUAGUUUAUCUAAGAGUCCAGGACAGUCCAAAGUUACGGUGAUGAAUUUCAUAUUCGUUCAUAUUGCUGAAACACGUCAAAUAUAUUUCUCAAUAUAAGUUUUAACCCUUAUUCUGUACUUAAUUAAAUACAUAAAAGACAAGUACAUACAUUUAAGCAUAAUAAGUAUAAUUAUCUCUAAUAAAAGAAUAAUUAUUAUAAAUAUAAAUUCCAGAAUUCAUUUAUAUUUGUGGGUUAUGGAGUAUAACACAGAUGAAUUUACUCCAAGAGCUUAUCAAAUUGAUCUAUAUGAAAUUGCCCGCAAACAAAAUACUAUUAUCUAUUUACCUACGGGUGCUGGGAAAACUUUUAUUGCUGUUUUGCUUAUAAAAGAAUUGAGUGCAGAUAUACGAAAACCCUAUAAUGAAGGUGGAAAACAUACUAUAUUUAUAGUUAAUACAGUUCCUUUAGUUACACAACAAAGUGGUUAUAUAUGUAGAUUAACUGGAUUGUCAUGUGGAAUGCUUAGUGGUGACCUAGGAGUUGAUUUUUGGAAUGAAACGGAAUGGAUGAAUGUUUUAAAUACAAAUCAGGUGUUAGUAAUGACAUCGCAAAUUUUGGUAGAUGCAAUUUCUCAUGGACAUAUAUUUUUAAACAGAGUAAAUUUGAUAAUUUUCGAUGAAUGUCACAGAGGAGUGCAUGAUCAUCCAAUGAGACAAAUUAUGAAACUAUUCGAGAAUUGCCCGAUAGAACAACAACCAAAAGUUUUAGGUUUAUCAGCUUCAUUAUUAAAUUGUAACGUACAAGUGGAUAAAAUACAACAGAUUAUUCGGAAUUUGGAAGUAACAUUUAAUGCGAAAAUAGCUACAGUAAAUUCAAUAGCUCAAGUUAAAAAUUAUUUUGCAUCUCCAAAAGAAAUAAUUGUUGAGUUUGAUAAUUACGUUCUACCUGAUGUUGGACAACGUAUAAACAAUAUCAUUGACCAGAUGAAAGAAAUUUUGCAUUGUAUAGUUUUAAAAUGCUCUUUAAACAACGAGGAAUCUAGCAAAAUAUUUCAAUCAAAAACUAUAAACGAAAAACUAAUAUGUCUACUAUCGGAUAUUCAAGAACAGUUUAUGCUUACAGGAAUAUAUGGUGCAAGUAAAUGUGUUUUACUCCAUUUGAUUCAACUAGAAUGUAUAAAAAAAAAUACAGAGAGUAUGGAUACUACAUACGUUCUGGAAUACCUCGUUUCAGAAUUGACUAAAUUUAGGAAAAUGUUAGAAGUUGAAAUGGAAGACAAUACAGAAAUUAACAAAAUUCAAAAAUAUUCUUCUAAUCAAGUUCUAAAACUUUUGUCGGUGUUGAAAAACUUUAAAAAUACGAUGGUUAAUGAUCAGAAAUUUUGUUGUAUUAUAUUUGUACAACGACGAUUUACAGCAAAAGUUCUAUAUCAGAUACUAAAGAAUCUGUGUGUACACGAUGAAGAAUAUAAAUUUUUACAACCAGAGUUUGUGGUUGGAUUUUCAAAUAACCCAUACAGAAACAGUAGGGAAGUACUAUGUAACGCGAAAUGGAAUAGGGAUGCUUUACACAGGUUUAAAAAUGGUUUGUCAAAUUGUGUUAUUGCAACAGAUGUAGUAGACGAAGGUAUAGAUAUACCAAAAUGUACAUUGAUUGUGAGAUAUAAUUUGCCAAUGGAUAUCAGGGCAUACAUCCAAAGCAAAGGGAGAGCACGAUAUAUUGAUAGCCAAUACACAUUAUUGGUACCGAGAAAUAACACGGAAUAUUUAAAAAGAUAUCAAAAUUUUAAAAUGAUAGAAUUAUACUUACAAGAGCUUUUAAUAGGUACAAAUCCGCAUUAUAUGGAACCAACCCAGGAUGAGAUAAGAGAUAAAUUAUAUGUAUAUAACAUAAAUCCAUACAUUGUGAAAGGUGAAGAUGGGACAACGUGUACUAUAACAGAGCAAACAGCGAUUGGGUUACUAAAUAGAUAUUGUGACAAAAUAUGGAAAUCCAAAUUUAUGAAUUUAACGCCAAUUUGGGCCUUACAUGAAAUUGUACUGGAAAACAAACCAAAAUUAUACAAGAUUUCUCUGAAACUACCAGUUGUAUCUCCAUUGAAAACUGAAAUAUUUGGUGAUGCUAUGGAGUCCAUUAGUAUCGCAAAGCGAUCUGUUGCUAUGAAAGCAUGUAUAGAAUUGCACAAAAUAGGCGAAUUGUCUGACAGGUUAUUACCAAAUACAAUGAAUGCUAUUGCUAAAAAGGGAUGUAAUUUAUUCCCAAAUUGGGUAGAUGAAGAGGAGUCGGAAAAUGAAUUGACUGGGACACAUAAGAAAAAGCGACAUCAUCCAUUACAGUUUCCAUCUGCUUUAUAUGGUGCAUAUCCUCUGCCAAAUGAAUCAAUAUAUCUUCAUCUUUUGCAUAUUAAACCUGUAUAUUCAUCACCUCAUGAUACCCGACAUUUGGUAUUUUAUAAUUUGCUAUCUAACAAUGCAGGUUUUGCAAUAAUUUCUUCAAAAGAAAUGCCAAAGAUACCAUCCUUCCCAGUUUUUAUGAAUGUCGGAGAAUUAAAUGUUAAUAUUAAAGUAAAUUAUGCAAGUAUGAAAUUAUCUGCAAAGCAAAUUCAACGUAUAAAAGUCUUUCACACUUUGAUAUUUAGUGAAAUUGUACCGGUUAUAAAAUCUUUUAUGGUAUUCGAUAAUUAUAAUCAAGAUAAUUGUUUCUUAAUUGUACCAGUUGAUGAAAAUUGGGAAAUUAAUUGGGACGUAAUGAAUGAAUAUCAAUCUAUAGAACGUAUACCACCACCGGUUCCAUUUCAUAUUAGGAACAGUGACUAUGAGUUAGCGUUAGUUGUACCCAAUUAUAGAGUAUCCCCAGCUAUGUACUUAGUUACAGAAGUUUGCGAAGAUCUUACACCAGGUUCAUGUUUCCCAACGGAUAACUUCUUUACGUACGCUCAUUAUUAUAAGCAAAAACAUGAUUUGAUAAUAAAUAAUUUAAAGCAACCGAUGUUGGAGGUACACGUUAUAACAAGGAAAAUUAAUUUUAUACAAGCUAGAAAUAUGCAGAAUGAGUCUAAACGGCGAAAACGUACAGAGUUACCUAAAGAUUUGAAAGAGCAUUUAGUUCCAGAAUUAUGUACUAGAAUUAAAUUUCCAGCUUUAUAUUGGCUUAAAGCAACAAUGUUACCAUCCAUUCUGCACAGAGUUUCACAACUUUUAAAUGCCGAAGAUCUUAGAUCUACUAUUGCUGCAGAAACUGGUUUAGGAUCCAUAUCAAUACAGAACGAGUGGCCGUCGUUAAAAAUUUUGGAUGAAGAAACAGACGAAUCCUUUGAAUCUUUGGUAGAAGUUCCUAUCGAUGAAAAUAUGGAAAAUCCACUACCAGAACCAGUUCUAGAAGGUCCAGAAAUAGAUGUGCUAAAUACAGAAGCAUUCCAUUAUCCGUGGACAAAAGAUCAAGAACCACCUGAUUUAGAUAGAAAUAUUGAAGAUAUCCAAAUGAUCCAAAUUGAGCAUUUCUGUCAAUUUAUGUCUGGAACUUGUAAUGAAACUGUCGACAAAACGAUGAAAAAUAAAAGAGUUCAUGACACGAACGAACUAUCGAUACCAGUGCAUCCUUUAAAAAUCUUAUCAUUAAAUAAUUCAAGCGAUGGUCCUAGUCCUGUUGAUAUUAUGUAUGCAUUGACAACUAAAGGACAUGAUGCAUUUAAUUUGGAACGUCUAGAGACUUUAGGAGAUUCAUAUUUGAAAUUUAUUGUAUCUUUAUUUUUAUAUGAUAAUUUUCCAUGUUAUAGCGAAGGCCCUUUAACGUCAUUAAAAGGGAAACUAAUUGGAAAUCGUAAUCUUUAUUAUUGCGGAGAGAAAAAACGUAUCCCUGGACGUAUGAAAGUUGAUGAUUUUGUCCCAUUUAGUAAUUUUAUUGCUCCAGGUUAUGCAGUAUUUAGAUUACUUCAAAAAUUGCUAUUAAAUGAAGAGAUAUCACCAAAUGUUUUGUAUGAAAUUCAAAUACCCGAGGCGGAACAAUUUACUGGGCAUAUAAGCGAUACAACAUUCAAUAUAAUGCAAGAAAAAGUAUCGAAUUGGAAGACAGUAGAAUCACAAACUGGUAUGGAACAUUAUCUUGGAAUACAAUCUGUUUCUGAUAAAACAGUAGCAGACUGCGUGGAAGCAUUAAUCGGCGUCUACCUCAAAAGUAUGGGUAUCAAAGAUACUGUGACUUUAUUAAAGUGGUUUAAAAUUUUGCCAAGACAUAUUAACGGUGAUAUCUUAUUGUUUGAUAAGUCAAGAAGUGUUGUAGUCUCCGAAACUGUAAAUCAGGAUAAAUUAAAUUAUUUCAUGCCUUGGGCCUCUGAUAUAGAAACAAAACUUGGUUACAAGUUUAAAAAUCGAGCUUAUUUAUUACAGGCUUUUACACAUCCUUCAUAUACAGCAAAUAAUAUAACAGAAUGUUAUCAAAGAUUGGAAUUUCUUGGCGAUGCUAUCCUUGAUUUUUUAAUUACAUGUUAUAUUCAUGAAAAUUGCGAAAAUUUUGAACCCGGUGCUUUGACAGAUUUAAGGUCUGCUCUUGUCAACAAUAUCACAUUUGCAUGUAUAGCUGUACGAUAUGGUUUACAUGGUGCAUUAUUAGCUUAUGGACCAAGUUUAAACGAUGCUAUAUAUCGGUUUGUUAAAUUUCAAGACGAAAGAAAUCAUGUAGUGAACGAUGAGCUUCUAUGGAUUUUAUUGGAAGAGGAUGAAUGUAAAUUGGCUGAAUAUGUAGAUGUUCCGAAAGUUUUAGGAGAUUUAUUUGAGUCAACAAUAGGAGCAGUGUAUUUGGAUUGCGAUAAAAACCUUACAAAGGUUUGGGAAAUAAUUUAUCGCUUAAUGCAUAAAGAAAUUCAUGAAUUCAGUAAAAAUACUCCAAAGCAACCGAUUCGUGUAUUGUACGAAACUCAAGGAGCUCGGCCACAAUUUUUAUCUGCAGUAGAAGUUGACGAGAACGUUGUUACGGUACCUUUAAAAGUAAUUAUCGAUGGAGAGAUGAAGCUCUAUCAUGGAUUUGGCACAAAUAAAAAGCAAGCUAAAUGUGCUGCUGCAAAACAAGCUUUAAAAUCUUUAUUAUGUAAAACUUAAGAUAAAAAUGGAAGAUUUUAUUUACAAAAAAUAAUUGUAUAUAUCGAGAGCAUUCAAAGUACAUGUUCCUUUAUUGUUACUCUUAUAAUUUUAUAUACAUUCGAACCGUAAUAUUCGCACAAAAACCUAGUAUGUUGCACUACAUUUGCAACUAAAAAACUAGUCGCUUAACAACGAAAUGUCUUCCAUUUAAAACAAAAGCAAUUCGUGGAUAAGAAACACGAUUUUAUAACAGAUAAGCAUAGUGAAAUUCGUUUUUUGAUACCUGUCUCAUAUCGAUAUUUUCGAUACUUCCAGAAAUUUUGUUCUUAUCUUUUUUGUAGUUGUCAAAGUUCUACCGUGUUUGUGAGCGCAAGUAUCUACACAAACGACCAUACGUUUAUAUGUUAAACUUACAAAUAUUUAUAUUAUAAUUUUUAAAUAAAACAGAUAUGUGCUAUACUGUA
Messenger RNA from Hylaeus volcanicus, 5553 nucleotides. It is a transcript of the gene Dcr-2, whose product is annotated as endoribonuclease Dicer. Gene Ontology annotation, molecular function: deoxyribonuclease I activity; ribonuclease III activity; DNA binding. The transcript has 26 exons. Gene Ontology annotation, biological process: pre-miRNA processing; apoptotic DNA fragmentation; siRNA processing. Gene Ontology annotation, cellular component: nucleus; cytoplasm; RISC complex. NCBI's taxonomy places the organism in Eukaryota, Metazoa, Arthropoda, Insecta, Hymenoptera, Colletidae. The record is from RefSeq and is a predicted model, not a curated record. Bases 269 to 5107 code for a protein of 1612 amino acids.